Molecule: messenger RNA, 573 nt
Organism: Arabis nemorensis
Lineage: Eukaryota; Viridiplantae; Streptophyta; Magnoliopsida; Brassicales; Brassicaceae
Source: the annotation of a GenBank genome assembly
AUGGAACAAGAGCGCAAGAACAACAUGAAUGGUAUGGAGAUGGAGAAAGGAAAAAAAGAGACUGGAUCGAAGAAAGGAGUUGAGUUAACAUUGAGAGUGCUGGCUUUGGUCCUAACAAUGGCUGGUGCAAUAAUACUUGGUGUAGCAAAACAGACAAAAAUUGUGUCUAUAAAGCUUAUUCCAACUUUGCCUCCUCUUGAUGUCUCUACAACCGCCAAAUCUUCUUACUUGUCUGCCUUUGUGUACAACAUAUCUACAAACGCUAUAGCUUGUGGUUACACGGCGGUUUCGAUAGGGAUUCUAUUGAUGAGCAAAGGCAGAAGAAGCAAAGGCUUGUUAAUGUUGGUUUUGCUAGGAGAUCUAAUGAUGGUGGCUUUACUAUUUUCCGGCACCGGAGCUGCCGGAGCAAUUGGGCUAAUGGGUCUUCAAGGGAACAAACAUGUGAUGUGGAAAAAAGUUUGUGGAGUUUUUGGAAAAUUCUGUCACCAAGCAGCUGCUUCGAUUGCUUUCUCUCUUCUUGCUUCAAUUGUGUUUGUGCUUCUUGUUGUUCUUGAUGCUAUCAAGCUUCCUUAA